GCCCCCACACGAAACAAAAGCUUGGUACACGUAGAACAAAAUAAAAGUUGGAGCCUCCAAAGAAACGAGACCUUCACUAGCUCCCCACAUACCAAGAACAGUGUCACUCUAGCUUCUUCCUCUUUCUCUCUAUAAAUCUUUUCCCGAGCCAAGAAAACCACCAUUAAACCCACCACCACCGCCACCUCCUCCACCUCCAUGGCGAUGGCGAUGCACCGGUUCAGCCUCUGCUGCGUCGUCCUCCUCGUGCUCGCGCCGCUCGCCGCCGUCGCGUGGCGGCCGUGGCCGCCACGGAAUGGGAGCGGCGAGGUUGAGGGGAUCGGGGCGUCCAAGAAGUUCGAGGGGUCGUCGGAUUUCGUCAAGCUGCAGUACCACAUGGGCCCCGUCCUCGCCGCCGACAUCACGGUCCACCCGAUCUGGUACGGCCGGUGGCCCGCCGAGCAGAAGCGCACCAUCCGCGCGUUCCUCCGGUCGCUCUCGCCGCCGGGCUCGGGCUCCGGCGAUGGCGGCAUCCCGUCGCCGUCCGUGGCGGCGUGGUGGCGCACCGUGCGGCUGUACACCGACCAGACCUCGGCGAACGUGUCCGGGGUGGUGAGGCUCGGGCGGGAGAAGUGCGACGCGCGCGCGUCGCGGGGCGGGCGGCUGACGCGGCUCGACAUCCAGUCCGUGGUGCGGGACGCCGUGACGGCGCGGACGCGGCCGCUCCCCGUGGACUCGAGCGGCGUGUACCUGGUGCUGACCUCGCCGGAGGUGGUGGUGGAGAACUUCUGCGGGCAGGUGUGCGGCUUCCACUACUUCACGUUCCCGUCGGUGGUCGGGUACACGCUGCCGUACGCGUGGGUGGGGAACUCGGCGGCGCGGUGCCCGGAGGUGUGCGCGUACCCGUUCGCCAUCCCGUCGUACGUGGGCGGGGGGCGGAGGGCGGAGGCGCCGCCGAACGGCGACGUGGGCGUGGACGGGAUGGUGAGCGUCAUCGCGCACGAGCUGGCCGAGCUGGCGUCGAACCCGCUCGCCAACGCGUGGUACGCCGGCGAGGACCCGUCGUUCCCGACGGAGAUCGCCGACCUGUGCGAGGGGAUCUACGGCACCGGCGGCGGCGGCGCGUACACCGGCCAGCUGCUCACCGACGGCCGCUCCGGCGCGUCGUACAACGUCAACGGCGUCGGCGGCCGCAAGUUCUUGGUGCAGUGGGUGUGGAACCCCAUCCUCAGCUACUGCUCCGGCCCCAACGCGCUCGACCAGUAGCCGCCGCCGCCGCCACGCACGAACGCAGUGUUCGUCCGCCCAUGGAUUCGGAUUCCUUUUCUUGGGAAUCCAUGGUAGCUUUAAAUUCUUGUAUAGAUCGAGCCGGUGAAGUGAACAAGGGUGGCGAUGUUUGGGGUUUUGGGUGACUUUGGGUGAAUGGAUGGUAUGUUUGGGGGAGACUGUUUGGAACUUUGAGAUUAUUUUGCUUACCACCAUGGCUCAAAUGCUCAAUUCGUUUGUUUGA
Messenger RNA from Oryza sativa Japonica Group (Japanese rice), 1489 nucleotides. Its product is annotated as protein EXORDIUM-like 3. Lineage: Eukaryota; Viridiplantae; Streptophyta; Magnoliopsida; Poales; Poaceae. The record is from RefSeq and is a predicted model, not a curated record.